Molecule: messenger RNA, 1892 nt
Organism: Trifolium pratense (red clover)
Lineage: Eukaryota; Viridiplantae; Streptophyta; Magnoliopsida; Fabales; Fabaceae
Product: protein MAINTENANCE OF MERISTEMS-like
Exons: 3
Coding region: 83-1570 (495 amino acids)
Biological process (GO): meristem maintenance; meristem development
Source: RefSeq, a predicted model, not a curated record
CUUGUCUUUGUUGCCGGGAUUUGGAAAACAUGUUGCUGUACCGUUGUGGAAAGGAGAGCUCCAAUCCCGGUAUUUGAGGGUAAUGAACAACGGGAAAAAAAUCAACAAUUUCAAGAUAUGUCCGAAAGAGUACUCGUGGUUUUGGAAUGUCGUUAAUGCGUCCGGACUCGAAACUCUGCGGCGGACAAAUUACAAUCACACCGAUUGGGGUCUGUUGACGGCAUUUGCAGAGCGAUGGCAUCCUGAGACCGGAACUUUCCAUCUUCCUAUUGGUGAGAUGACUAUAACCUUGGACGACGUGUCCUCAUUGCUUCAUAUUCCGAUUACCGGAAAAAUGCUCGACCACAACGGAACGUCAUGUACAAAGGAAGAUGGUGAAGAGAUGUGCGUAGAGUAUCUGAACUUCCCUAUUAGUAAGUGCAAGAAAGAGUUUCAAAAAAUGAAAGGAGCACAUAUAGGGUUUAAGGCGUUGAAGGAUUUGUAUCUCGAUAAUUUGAAGGAUGCCUUGAAAGCUGAAAGGUUAAAGAAGCCUGCUGAAGAUGUGGAAUUCCUCAGGGAAUGCACCAUUAGAUGCUAUUUGCUCUACUUGAUCGGUGCAACCAUUUUCACCAACAAAAGUAUGCAGUACGUGGACGUCAUUUUUCUUACCUACUUGCGAGACCUCAGUUUAGUUAACACGUGGAAUUGGGGUGCUUCUGGGCUGGCAUAUCUGUACAACUACUUGGAUGCUGCAAGCCGCCCGAGAUGUGGAAAUCAUGGUGGUUAUAACUGUCUAUUUCAGGCCUGGAUUAUGGCGCAUUUCAAAACUUUUGGUGGACGUUUUGUUGAUGAGAGAUACACCCACGACAAUCCCUAUGCGGCAAGAUUUUUGCCUUUAAAAGGACCAAAAUUUCCAGGGCAGCAUAGGUCCGCAUUGGAUACAAUGCGCAUGGAUGAAGUGGUGUUUUGCCCAUAUGAGGAGCACCGGCAAACCAGACCCUUUCAAGAUAUCAGUUGGUACACUGGUUGGAUUAUGUGUGGAAGUGCUAUUAUCAAUCCACACUUGCCAGAACGUGUCCUCCGACAAUUUGGACAUGUCCAGUCUAUCCCUAGGCACCCUGAUGUAUCUGCAAAGGCUGGUAUGAAUCGGUUUACGAUUGCUGAUGCAUUUGCUUCCUACCUGACUGCCAACUAUGUGACAGAGGAGAUGCGAGGACCAAAAGUUGUGCGUGCAUUUGAUACCGUACCCGGAUACAUUCCAUGGUUAUACCGUGUUUCUCAUCCGAAGAUAUUGCCACCGGUUGAAGCGGAUCCACCAACACAUGCUAACCUUGAGGAGGACAACGUGAGUGGUGAAUGCGACGUGUCUGAAGUGACUAAGAAGGUUCGAGCGGAUUUGAGGAAAGCGCUCGAUGGUCAACUCAAUUUGGCCGAUGCUUUGGUGGUUAUUGAAAAAGCCUACACUGAUUUGGAGCCUGUAGAUGCAUAUUUGGUGCGACGGAAGAGGAAAAGAGACUCGGGUGAAGGAACAAAGAAGAGGAAGAAGAAGAAGAAGACAACAACUGAAGAUGCCGGAACAAGCAGCUUGUAGUUUUUUAUUUUUUGUUUUCGCUAUGUUUUAUUUUUUUUUAAAUCCUGCCGUGUACAAUGGAACAACUUGUCCGUAUAAUUUCGUUUUGCUUGGGAUGUAUGAACAUGGAUUUAUAUUGAAUGCGGUUUCCAUUUAAUUUGUUUUUUUAUUGGAUUUGGAUUGGAAUGUAUGAAUUUCAUUUGAAAUACGAUUAUAUCCGAACAGGUGAUUUCGCGUGGAUAUGAUCCCACGGGUGAUACAUAGUUUAAAGUCAUUUGUUGGGAAAAGAUAUAUUUCGGUAAAACUUUGCCGAAACAUACUAAAACAGUGAGCCAGACAAAAA